AUGGCUUCGUUUUCAGGCAGCGGCAGAGGUGGCUGGGCUCCACGCAGAGGGCGAGGCCGCGGAGGAAGAGCGCCUCACUUCGCAAAGAACAGAGAGCUGCCAAAACCGGAUCUCCAGACACAUCCGCUUGGAGACCCUGUGAAAGUGUUUCGCAGCUCCGAUCUGAGUCUGAAACCAAUCGACUCGGCGGAGAUAUCGAAUUGCCAACAUGUCGCGUCGUACAACUGGCUCAAUGACGAGGUACCUACCAUCGUCGUUCCAGGUAAACCUCCUCGCUGGACACCACUCCAAGCUCCACAGCGUUUGAAAGAAGACGACGGACAGUACUUUCGCGACCCCAAUGCUGCAAAGUAUCCCGACUUCCCCAUGGCACCCGUCGUACAUGCUAUUACAGAGACCGACCCCGAAUUCGACGCUACGAACACCGAUGUCUUCGCAUGCGGAAGCACCCUUGGCAACCUCCUGCGCUUCGCUCGUGGUGUCGACAAAGCCUUUCGGUUUAACAUCGAGGUCAUUGGCGAGACUGUCUUCUUUGUACGGAAAGAGAACGACCCCAAAGAAGUUAUCAAGGAUAUCAGAGGCUUUGGUCAUACGUUUCCAGAAGCAUACACCACAUGGGAGCAUAGUGUCAAGGGUUCUGAGACACACCAGCGCAUCAUACGAUAUGAGUUUGGCGGCUUGGAGUGUCUUGUACGCUUCGAAAGCGACGGCUACAUUGAUGACUCCCUAGCAGUCCGUGAUGUCGCGCCCGCACAGACUGCUGGGGACCAAGAUGAGCUUCUGCAAGCAUUCCAGCAAGCAGCCAUCGGCCGUUCGCCCAGCAACGCGAUGGGUAAGCCGGAAGAGCUCAAGAUCGAACACCGCGGAUCUACAGUACCGCAUCACUCCAUCUUUGACCUGAAGACACGCUCAGGCAAAUACAAGAAACCCAUCGACAUGACCGACAUCUACCCGGCGCUCUGGAUGAAACAGAUAUCCAACUUCAUCGUUGCCUACCACGACGGCCAUGGCCUCUUCGAAGACAUACAGGUACAAGAUGUCAAGAAGGAUGUGCGAGCCUGGGUCCGAGAGAAUAGAGACGGUAUCCGCCGCUUCGCAACACUACUUAAUGAGAUUGUUGACAUCGCCAAGAGCAGCACAAACAAGUUGCUCGAAGUGUAUUGCCCCGGAGCGGAUCGCUUAGAGGUCCGAAACCAGUACGGUGACGGCGUACACGCGCUGCCUGCAGACUUGGUCGACAGAUGGGAGAAGACUCAGGUUACUGUUUCCUCUACUCAGGAUGAUGCUUCGGAUGAGGACGAAUACAGUGAUGGCGGUGUCGAUCUUAAUGCAAGGUAUGGGCUUGGCAGUGGCUACGACUCAGAGUCUGAGCCAGACUACACUGCCUGUUCUGCUAACGACUGUGGGUACUGUGGAAAGUUCGGCAAGACCUUCUGCGACGAACUCGACUUCCUGGCAGCGAUUCCGAUCAGUCUGCUUGUUUGCGCACUCAUGCCACUAGCAGUCGUCAACGAGGAGAACAAGAAGCAGAUUGGCAAGGACGCUGCCGUCAUCUACCGGGACGAGCUGGUGUCGAGGCUGCAGCAUAUACAGGACCUCAACUCAGCUCUGCACGGCCUCCUCCAGAAAACCUGCACGACCCCUACCAACGUCAGCAAUUCAGAGCUAGAGCAGUUCCAACAGAAGGUCAAAGAUCAAGACUAUUUCUACGAAACAAUCGCCAUGCUUUCUACCCAUGUGCAAUCUAUCAGGAUGGAGUUGCAACAUCUGGGCGCGCAAGUCGGGGCGGCCCUCCUCUUGACCGACUUCAAUCCGGAAUACUUCCCCCAGUGGGAUAUUGAGAAAAGAACCGCACACCCGCUGACAACGGCCAUUAACAAUGCCAGCCGAGACACCGUCCAUCUGCCAGGCUUCAACGACGUCUACGACCAGUUCGAUGUUGCAUUCAACGAAGAAGAUGUCAAGAUCCCUCUGGAAGAUAAGCCCUCCAGCGACAACCUUGUUCGAAAGCUCCGUGACAUCGUCCCGGUAUUGGAGACAGACGACAGAAAGAUGUCACGCCGUUCACACAGCAAGAUGCCAAAGAAAGAGGUGGAAAAUACAGAUGAGGGUAUUAUGAUGGACGGAGAGAUGUCUGACCACGAGUCGUUGCAGCCGAAGCUCAAGUACACAAUGGGGCGUCAUGCAAAGAAGUACGAGAUCUCAAAGGGAAGGACCAAAUCAAGGAACGCCAUCAUCAUGGCGCCUAAGCAUUCGACUGCCCUCAACGCUCUCACUAAGGCGCAUCCUAGAGUCCCCUUACCACUAUCGGGCGGCAACUCGAAGCCGGCAGAUCCGCGCAAACAUUCCCUCGUCACUCUACCCGCCGAGCUUCGCAACAAAAUCUUCGAGUAUCUCGUCGAGUUCUCCGAGCCCGUCAAGGUCACUUUCCGCCGACAUUUUGAAUAUAGCUCCGAGCGCAUAAGCUUCUCGCUCCAACCAGAACAUCAGCGUCACAGGAGCUUGCUUCUGACAUGUCGGACUAUUUACUCGGAUGUGGCUUCGGCCUUUUAUGCCAACAACAAGUUCCUCAUAGCUCCGGACAGCUACCAAUACUCACAGCGUAGUCAAGCGACUGCGGACGAGAUUGCUGUAUUAUUUCUCCAGCGAGUGGGCUCGCAGGUUCAUUGGAUCCGUAAAGUUAUCCUUGAUAUUACGAGUAGGCCGUGGGCCUUGAACUUCGAUAGGUGUGUAUUCCGGUACACAUACGAUGUGUUUGAGGUCGGCAUACUUUUGAGAUUCCUCUGGCACCACCGCCUCGCUAUCGAGAUCGCUUACUUGCAAGCCAAGGGAGCUUCCCGGGAUGUCUGUAAUCCUCCAGCGAUGACCCGGGUCAUGCGCUGUAUUCUCGAAGGCCAAGUGAUGCUAAAGGCAUCUCGCAGUCAGAUGCUCGAGAUUGCAAUCAAAUAUGACGGCUCCGGUGGUAUGUUCCGUCUGGGUAAAGUACCACCUGGCGCACCAAGCCGAUUUGCACUCGAUCGCGCUCAACAAAUCUACAGCUUCGCCGCUGAGGAUAGUGGACGGUGCCUCACCUUGACAAAGCCGACACCUCCUACCUUGUUGACAUUACCCGUUCAUCCCGUACUCUCCAAGAUCUUUUCCGAGGUCCUCAGUGAGCGGGAGAAAAUCUGCAUCGAUCUUGAUGUCGACACGAGCUUGCCAGUCAACUUCACUCACGUCAAUAGGCGGUUUCACGAGAGCUGUUGGGCAAGCUUGCUACAAGCCGCAACGUACACAUUGCUGCUUCAUUCAAGAGAAAAGCGCAGUACGUUCACUAACUUUAGCAAACUUGCUCGCAUCUUACGUCGUACAUUUACAACUCCCGAGGAUCCUGGACAAAACUACCACGGGAUAUCAGGACCUUUGCGGUGGUCAGCGCCCCAUUGGAAGCUGGAGAAGUCACAAGAGCUCAGCGUUGUGCUGGAGUUCGACCUAGCCGAUCCGACCGCCUUGGAAGACCUGCGAAUCAGCGUGCUGCCCUUACUUUUGGAGACAUCUUCGUAUUGGGGUGAUCGCACUGUCACGAUCCGUUCAUUGACCUCUACACCGGGUGGCCGUUCCCUUUUCGCCGAGCAAACAAUCACGUUUCAAGAACUUCGACUGAACGCUAUGAAUGCGCUGGAACACACAUUCGGUAAGACUGUUGGGUACGCAGCUACUACGAUGUGGGUAAACGGGUUGGGAAAGGUCGUCGAGACAGAGUUCAGUCGUUUCUCUAGCCCAUAUCGCAUCCAAUACGACCCGGCAAAAGCACGCGGGGGAGUCGGCGGUAGGAAAUCGCGUGAAGUGUCCUCUAUUUACCCAAAGGAUCAGUACUUCCACGGACAAAAGACCCGACACGACUGUCAAUCAAAAGAUUGCAAGCAGCUGUUCCCAUCUCAGUACUCCGCGGUAACGGUAUUGGAUUAUCUCGAGGAGGUCUUGACCAGGUAUGACGUUAAGAACAAACCUGAUUCGGGCAAUGCGUAA
Molecule: messenger RNA, 4008 nt
Organism: Alternaria infectoria
Lineage: Eukaryota; Fungi; Ascomycota; Dothideomycetes; Pleosporales; Pleosporaceae
Exons: 5
Coding region: 1-4008 (1335 amino acids)
Source: RefSeq, a predicted model, not a curated record